Molecule: messenger RNA, 6972 nt
Organism: Pomacea canaliculata
Lineage: Eukaryota; Metazoa; Mollusca; Gastropoda; Architaenioglossa; Ampullariidae
Product: centrosomal protein of 170 kDa protein B-like
Molecular function (GO): protein binding
Source: RefSeq, a predicted model, not a curated record
UGCGCAUGCGUGCGACAAUGAGCGACGAAAAGGGAUGGGAAAAGAGAAAGUGAGAAAGAUGAAAUCAGUAGCUUAGAUGUUUAGAGAGGUUUUAACACAAGUGUAUUUGAUCGUGAUAGUUGAGGUAGUGGGUGGUGGUGUGUGAUUUAAAACAGCGCCUUCUGCGAGUUCAUCAAUGUUUAAUUAUAUGUUAAAAGGACGUUUUGUCAAGGUGCAGUAUCGCCGCACAGUAGUCUUCCGGCCUUUGACACCGAUAGUAGAAGCUUGAAAAUCGAGCAGGAAGUGCAGCGCAUAUCAGUGAGCAUUGCACCUGGGAGUGGUGGAAGUUGUAGCACGGACUGGACUCGGAUACACACACAAAACAGAUCGUUUACUGCUCAAAGCGCAGCCUGGUUCCACAGACACGGAUUUAUACCGCAGGUGCAUUCAAGCAUGAAGCGCGUCUUGUGCACUGUUAGGUGCCGACGGUUGUGCGUGAGAGUACAUAGUGUACCCGUCAGUGUAUGAGGCCAUCACAAGACGACUUAUUGUGGGUGUGACAUGAAGAUGAGCUGGUGCUAUGGAUAAGGCUCGCCUUAAGGCCCAGAGCCUGUUAGACAAGCUACAUGUCAAGUACGGAAUGACACCCAAGAGUCCAGUACCUCUGGUACCAGAACCUGAACAUGCUGAGCAUGCAUUGCUGGACAAGGAGCCCGAAGACAGAGCCCAUGUCGGCGGGGAGAACUGGUACCUUGUGGACUCUCACAGUAGCAAGUUCCGUCUGCCGAAAACCAUGCUGUUCCUGGGCCGUGAGGAGUGUGACAUCAUCAUACAGUCUGGUACCGUUGACAAACGACAUGCUGUCAUAACGUUUGACCUUUAUCUCAACCGUUUUAAAGUCAAAGACUUGAGUACUACCAACGGAACCUACAUCAAUGAGAGCCGCAUACCAGAGCAGGAGUACGUAACCCUUAAUCACAUGGAUUCCAUUCGUCUGGGCUACGAUGCUAAGGUGUACCACAUCGAGCAGGGAGACAAGCAGAGUGAGGGAUCACCUUCACCCCCUCCACUACCCCUUCAUCCACCUCCACCCUUGCCGUCAAAGGCAGUGUCUUCUGUGGAGAUGGAGGUAGAGGGGACGGAAGUACCAGCUUGGGUCAAUUGGCACACCAGUCAGAUGGCAGAAUGCCAGCUGCAAUACUGUGGAUACUACCCUGGUACCAGCCGUAUAUGGUACCCAACACUGGGAUGUAUUGCAGAACAGAAGAUUGAGCACACAUGCACGGCAGGCCAUACUCAUCACUCCAAACUGCAGGAGCAUGGACAGGGUGCCUGUGUGAUGGCAUCAGACUCACACUGUGCCAUAGAACCUGAAGCUGGUCACAACCCAGAGCAAGAUCUUGAGGGACUCAAGCCACGGCUAGGCAGGAACACAUGGCCUCGGAAGAAAGUGCGUCAGUACACUCACGUGGUGUCAGUAUUUGACGAGGACUUAGAUACCCAGGGUCAGCCUGUGACUACAAGUGGCAGUAACACUUACUUUGUGUCAGCGGAUGAUUCAGUCACACCAGCGUGUGGCAGUAGAGGCAUGGACAGUCAUUCCUUUGAUGCUGGCAGUAUACAGCGAAUACCUCGUAACAGCAGGCUACCUCUGCCUCCAGAGUUGGAGACGGUGAAGAAAGGGACACCACUGUACGGGCAGCCGGCCUGGUGGGGAGAGGACACAGACUCCAGCGCGCGUGCAGCAGAUGAAAGCAUGGACCAACAGUCUUCAGGAGGUGGCAAGUCCCCCAGACCCAGCAGCCUCGGAUUAAGUCCUGAUGAUAACACCCAGUCUCCUGCUGCCAGUCAUCAUCUGUAUCGGCAUAGCAGCAAGCCUGCAGGUGUAUACAUGGAGAUCCCCCAUCACGUAACUUCCCCUGAACAAGAGAAGUCCUUGGUGAGGGAUAAGAAUACUCCAGCCCGCAGCCUGACGUCGUCAAUCUCCAAAGACAGUUUAGUUAUGACCCCAGACUCUAGCAGAGAAAGAUCGCUGGACAAGAACGGCGAGGCAAGUACGCUGUCUAGUGGGGGGAGCACUUCGGAGACGUCCACCAACCCGUCACUGUCCUUCACGGUGGAGUUUGGCGAUGAGAAGAAGCCCAAGCUGAACAUCGGGGGCAGUCUCAGUGAGUUUGUGCCUCCAAAGAUCCGCAGCAGCCUGGCGCAGCAUACUCGCUCCGAAAAGGUGCUUUCCGGCCGACCUCAAGCCAAGGAAACCUCUGCCAAGCCCUCGGAGGAGCGCGAACUGUCCCCCGGGCGACAGAAGAAGCUGGACGACUUGUGGACUUCAGAGACCGCCAAAGGACGCCCCGGACAGCGAUCCAGCGCGCAUGCAAUAGGUGUUCCUUCCUUGAAGUCGACUGACUUCAGCACUGAAGGUUCACCGGAGAAAAGUAAAGCAGAUGUGGAGAAGAGGACCAAAGAUGUAGACAAGGACAGAAAGGGCAAGUCGCAGAGCCAGGAUGGCCGCAAAACGUCGCCCUUGGCCCGAGUCAGCAAGACCAAGCCUCCAUCAGUAGCCGCUGCUAUUGUUGCUUCAGUACAGGUCGUGCAGUACAGCGACCCUACAGCGUACCUCUUGGAUAAAAUGUUUGCCGGCACCACCGGAGGUCCCGGGGCGCCCUCUGGCGGCAGACUUUCGCAGUCUUCUGACCACGAUCUCCGAGACUCGCCCGUCUCGCCUGAACACGUUUUGUAUCGCGAGGCAGCAGAGUACGACCGUGCCAGCCAGCGAGGCAGCGCCACCUACAGAGUUACGGAAAAGCCCCCUCACCCUUCUCGACCUCCUAAGACCGCAAGCAAACCAACGACAGCCCGGUCAGAAAAAACAAUAGAAAAAGCUGCUCUCAGUCUGCCGAGGGCUUCGUUGGGUGUUCCAGCUGUGGAGGCAGAUAACGAGGACAAAGUGAGCGAGGCUGGGACCUACACCAUCGAGGCGGACAGAGAUGACGCCGAGGAGAUGAUGGCCAGACAACAGAUCGAUGAAGUGUUUGGUGUGGAUGUUGAGAACUUCUCCUUCGAGCGGCCGGUUAUUGGGAGUUUCGAACAGCUCCAUCUAGCGGACAGAGAAGGAGAAGAACUGCAGCAAGAUGAUGACGGUGAGGGGAGUCGGACACCGUGUGAGGAGACCACCCCGGACCUGCGGGAGGAGAUGGGAGAAGCAUCAAUGUCAUCACCAGGGGAAGACAAAGACGUGCCUGCCUGGAUUUCACAGCUAACAGCACUGGCUGCAAGUCACAAGACUGCAGUUACCAGAACAUCAUAUAAGAGUGGUGUCGAUAAUAUGGAAGAUAAUACAGACAAAAAGCCUCUGAUGGAUGGGAUGACCCGUAAGCGACCAGGAACUGGUCGUAAGCUGCCUUCCCUCCCAACUGACCGGAGCCCUGUCAGUAGUGAACAUUCCACAUCUCACACAGACAACAGUCCGGAAACUGCUUCAAGCGUUCAUCUGAAAAGCAGCCCUUUGGUACAGUUGGAGCACAGCCUCAAUGGGUUUGAUCUCACUGCUGCUAAGGUCUUGAAACAGUCCUACAUACCGAGCAAGACAAAGCAAGAAGGAAAUGGAAGUCCCCUAGAGUCAAAGUCUUCCACUCGAGAUGCUGGUCACUCACUGCUGACAAAUGGCACUCGCAGCAGCAUAGACACUGAGCUGCUGUUACGAGACACAGAGACAGUCAUGGCAGCCAUGGAAGCCAGAAUGGGUUUUCAGGACGGGAGAAGGCAAGAUGAUUUAGGAUCUGAUACUGACCUUUCAAGUACGGUGGCCUUAGUCAAUGGUGAUGAGGAUUAUGUUAAACCUACAAAAUACCACAGCCCUCGGGAGAAUUUAACACGCAAGUCCAGCAAAGACAAAGAAAACUCUAACGUCAAGCUAGCUGCUAAAAAAUCUCUUGCACGUUCAUUCUCUGAUCAAAAAUCAGAGUCUGUGGAGACAGCUGGUAGCAGCAGGUGGAGUGGCACAAGCAUCUCCAUGGUAUCAGAUAUUUUAAGCCGUACAGACAGUUUAGAUGAGAGCUUCCAGUCAGAAGCUAGUUCUGAUCGUGGUGAUUCUAGCUUCUCACGGUCAGGUUCCAAAGGAAAAGGCACCAUCACCAUGACUAAACCUAAUAGGGCAUUUGCACUUCGCAGGGCACGAGCAGAUGGGUCAGAAGCAACAGAGACACCACGUAGCAACCGAACAUCAUCCUCUGCAGCAUCCUCUACCUCCUCAUCCCGCCGAUCUUCCAGUGUUACUAGUACUGGGCGAACACCACAUUCAGAUCGACAACCAUCAAGCCGAACCGAAGCCAGUCUGGGAGCACAGAUUGUGAGAAAGGCACGAGAGAACAUCCCACCAGCCAAGCGGGACUCUUCUUCAAAUCGGAAGGAUAGUCGUCGAAACAGUCUGAGGGGCUCCCAUGGUACCCUUGCAACAUCUGUUCCAUCUGUAGCCACACCCACAAAGAAAGACCGUGACCUGAAGAUGCUGAAAAGCCAUCUUAAGACUGGCCCUAGCAGCAAAGACCUCACAAUCACUGGAAUAAACAGUCACAGCCAGUCACAGCCAGGCAGUCGGUCUGGCUCCCCAAAAGCUGCAGAGAGGCUGGCAUGGAAACGACGGAAAGAAUAUGAUCCCCGCAGGGCUGUGGCUGAGGCCAAGGCCAAGGCCAAGGAUGGUCAUCCCCAGUCUAAGCCCAAGCCAAAAGUGCAGCCUGCAUUAUACAAACAGAGGAUGAUUCGUUCUGCUUCCUUCACCAACUCUGUGGAGCUGUCAGGACGGGUGCGACAUGAAACAUAUAGUGUUGACUCUACUUCCAGCGCUGAAGAUCUCAGUUCAGCAGCCACUGCACCCGAGUCAUGCCGUGAUGCUGGGUUCCGCAGGGCUUUCAUCCCAUUCCAUAACCCUCUGCGUGGGGAUCGUCUCUCCCACAGUGCAGAUGAAGAUGAGGCUGGCCCCUUCCCUAUGUCACAGGACGUUGGUGCCAGCAAGUCGGUGUCGGUGUCCAUGACUCUUAUGUUGCACAAGUCAGCAUUCACCCCACCCUUGUCUAAACUCCACACCCCCUCUCCUGAUACCCCUCCUCCAUAUUCUUCCACAAAUCUGCUGCGCCGGCGCACCUUUGGGGCAGUGGAUUACGAGGAUAUAGGAGGCAGUACCUGUGGGGCCAGUUCUCACAGAACACAAGCCAACAGCCCUCAGUCGUACGACUCCCUGAUAGUAUCGUCUGUAUAUCAGCUUUCACUCAAACUCAAGACCUCAACAGACAAGAUGCUCAGGAAACUCAGGGAACAAGACCGUUGCAGCAUCACUCCAUCUCCUACAGAUGACUUUUUGGGCCACUCUUCAAAAGGUGAAAUCCCUGCAUGGAAAUCAGCUAAUCAAGAACUAGCUGGGGUGCUCAAAAACCUCCGCAAGAUUGAGCACCAUCUUCAAGUGAUUGAUCGUACAUUGUUCCAAGAUGAGGAUACAGACACGGAUAUAUCUGGCAUGUCUGCUCGUGAAAAGCAGAAAUAUUUCCAGGAGAUUGAGCGCAUUCGGAGUGAACUGGCAGGUUUCCAGCCCAUUGACACACCCAGAACAGAGUCGCUGGACCCAGGCUCACCAGAAAUGGCUGAGAUCACUCAGGAUCUUUGUUAGUGUUUAAUGUGUAAACAUGGCCAUGGAACAAGGUGAUAGGGAUUCCUAAGGGUGUUUAGGGAUAACAGUGUAAUGCAGCCAUUGCUGUUACACUAGGUCCAAGCUGGUGUUUGUCUAACCCUGUCUUUGCUGAAAAUGUACAAGGCUUCUAUACCCAUUAGUUUAUGUGUGGUAAACUUCAUCAAAUGGGUCUUGGUGUACAGCGCUUUCAAAAUCAAGAUUGCUGACUGUGGUGGUGAUUGGUGACUGCCAUUACUUUAUCUCAAAUGGGAGCUGUGGAAUAGUGAUGGUUUGCUUCAUAUCCUUUCCAAUCAUAAAAGCAUCCACAUAUUUAGUAGACCAUUUGGAUAGUCGGUAAUUUUAAAAUACAGGCAGGGAAGGAUGUUUAUGCAGUCUAGCUUAAAGGCAAAGCAGGAAUCUUUCAGACACUCCCAGACCUCAGAAUCAGCAAGUGUCUUAGAGGUCUCACACUAUCAGUACCUUCAAGGUGACAUAAGCCAACCUGUUUAGCUGUGGCCUCUUAAGCUCACUUCUUGGCAAAUUUGAGGUCUAGCAGCAGUUCAGUGGACAUCACUUUUUCUAUUCCUCUUUAUAUGUUGCUUGCAGAGUUUGCAUUUUGUGAUCGGCCACUGCCUGCUGGAAAUCAUCUGUGGCCAGUCAACUAGUCUCAAAUUGAUCUUCAUUUACAUUUGUCUUUGAUUACAUUGAGAAUUUAGUGAAGUGACAAACCAAAUUAUCACUUAGGAACAAAAUGGGAAACAGAUGGAAAUGCCUGUAGUGCACUGUGCAAUCUAGUGACUCCAGUCCUAGUAAAUGAUCAUUAUUAUUGUGCUAUUUCUGUGAUAUGCCUGCAUGGUGGUGCUUGUACCUCAAGCUCCUGAAACUCCACAGCUUGCUGUGGUGGACAGCUGCUUGCAAAUGUGUAUGCUUACAAGCUGUGAUAACAGUUGUUAUUGUGAAAGUGACUUGCUGCUUUUAAUGUAUACUUGCCUGUCAGUAGUGUUUUGUAAAUACUUGUGUAAUGUGCAGCAUCCACAGCAAGUUAGAAAGCUUGUUGUCUCCACAUUUCUCCCUGAUCUCCUCCCAACCCCACCCCAAUCCAAGACCAUGUAAGCAAAAUCAGGCUCCUACACAGUCAAUAUCAUUUGAUCUCAGCCUGUCUUGUAGAAAUAGACUAUACACGAAAAGGUUAGAUUAAGUCAUCCCAGGUUAGUGCAAGAUUUACUGCUAUAUGUGAUUGUAGGUUUUUAAAAUUCACUUUUGCAUUUAUUUAAAAACUAAGCAUGUGGUCUGAAGCAUUCAUUCCAAGAUCAUUAAACAAGCUUUUCAACAUA